Molecule: messenger RNA, 411 nt
Organism: Peronospora matthiolae
Lineage: Eukaryota; Oomycota; Peronosporomycetes; Peronosporales; Peronosporaceae
Source: the annotation of a GenBank genome assembly
AUGGGGGUCACCGCUCAUUAUAUUGAUGAGAAAUGGAAGCUAUGGAAUCUUGUGGUUGCUGCGGUGGAGAUUGAAGGAGACCACAGUGGGCAGAACCUUGAACAUCAUCUGUUUGAAGUAUUAAAGAAGUUCAAUAUAUUGGACAAGCUCUUUUGCAUUACAGGUGACAAUGCUUCGACGAACGGCACAAUUGCAAUGUGUUUGGAUCAACGGCGUAUUAUUCCUGGAUUUACCAGGAGUGACAAUAUGCUUGGCUGUAUGGCGCAUGUUAUCAAUCUGAUAGCAAAUGCUGGUAUUAAGCUACUUGGAGCUUUUGAUCAGCAACCCAAUCAGAACAUUGUUGAGAUCAUCAACCCAAUGUCCGUCGAUGUGCUACUUCUGGAUCGAGAUAUUGAAAUCGAAAAAAGUUAA